This is a messenger RNA of Boleophthalmus pectinirostris (great blue-spotted mudskipper), 684 nucleotides long. Its product is annotated as dual specificity protein phosphatase 13A family protein. Gene Ontology annotation, biological process: negative regulation of MAPK cascade; protein dephosphorylation. The record is from RefSeq and is a predicted model, not a curated record. Gene Ontology annotation, molecular function: MAP kinase phosphatase activity; protein tyrosine/serine/threonine phosphatase activity. The transcript is spliced from 5 exons. The coding region runs from base 105 to 548 and encodes 147 amino acids. NCBI's taxonomy places the organism in Eukaryota, Metazoa, Chordata, Actinopteri, Gobiiformes, Gobiidae. Gene Ontology annotation, cellular component: cytoplasm.
AUUCAGCUCCUCGAUCAUGCCGCCAUGGAGAUGAGGUAUGGCCCAACCUGUAUCUGGGAGACAUAGGAAAUAUCUAUGUGGGACUAUCUGGAAACCUAGGAGAGAUGAAUAUACUAAAACAAAUAUCUCCUAAAAAAAGGUUUAUGUCCCAUGACAAAUUUGGACUCUGGCAGCUUGGUAUUACCCAUGUGCUAAACGCAGCACAUGGAAAACUCUGCUGCAAAGGGAGUGACGAUUUCUAUGGGACCACAGUGAAGUACUACGGGAUUCCCGCCAAUGACUUGCCAACCUUUAAUCUGUCACCUUUCUUCUACCCCGCUGCUGAGUUCAUCCACCAAGCUCUAAACACAGGAGGAAAAGUGCUGGUGCACUGUGCAGUGGGGGUCAGUCGUUCUGCUGCUCUGGUCCUGGCUUACCUCAUGAUUCACCAUCACCUUAGCCUGAUCUCCUCCAUUGGACAUGUGCAGCAGAAACGAUGGAUCUUCCCAAAUAGAGGCUUUCUGCGGCAGCUCAUUUCGCUAGAUCAAAAACUGCAGAAGGAAAAUUAAAUAAAGACCUUUAGGCAUUAACAAUCAGGCCAAUCAAUGCAGCCACACCAUUAAAUAACUGCACAUCAACCAAAGCUCACAGACAACACAGGAGCUAUAUCUGGACCCAGACACCUGCUCCUGUCUGUCACUGUCC